CAAGAUGGUUGUCCGCAUAGACUAUGUGCUGUUUCAAAGACAAUGAGAUAUUAGCCUAAAAAUGGCUCAGAAUUAGCAAGUGCGUGUUUUCCAACUUUGCUUCGAUAGCCAUAUGCGCUGUUAAUUGUUACAUGCUUGGACUAGAGAUUAUCCUGACGCAUAGGUGCAUAAGCAAUAGCUUACUUAGAGCCAGGACCCGCUGGCAUGCGCAUUGCCCACUAUGAGCGAAGCGUGUCGACGCUCCUAUUGGUAGGACGUACUCUGGCAGACUUACGGCAGUCUCCAUGCCGACCUCGAUCAUGCCAUCAACGCUGCCAGCGAUAGUCUCUCCUAAAGUUGGCACUGACCUCGGGAACAGCUACACAGAUGACCGCGGAUUUGCUCUUUCUGGCCUCACCGCAGCCUCAGCCGCCCUCCGCGGCGCCCUUUUCGAUUCCGCCUCCGUCCGCAACACCGCAGCAGCCCUGGCGCCACCCAACGGCCCCACCUCCUCCCGUCCCCUCAGCGCUGCAAGCAUCGCGCUGUUACUCAGUCAAGCCGCGGGACCCGGCCAGCCGCUGCUCCCAGGCUCCGGCUCCGCACGUGGACCCGGAGCCACAUCCGUAACCGGCCCGGGAUCGAUCCUGGGAUUCCUCGGCCCUGGCGUGGGAAGUACAGGCAGCAUGAGCCUCAGCGGCGGGAUCGCCGGCGUCGCUGCGUCCGGACCAGGCGGCAGUGGGGCCGCGGGGGGUUCCGGAGCAUCGUUGAGUGGCGGUAUGGUGGGAGGUGGCGGGGGCGGUGGUGGCAGCGGCGGCGGUGCGGCGCCCGCUGCGGAUGUGGCGGCGGUGCAGUCCGCUGCGGCGCUGCGGGCGGCGGCGGAGGCGCUGGUUGGUGUGCUGGAGGCGGCGGUGCGCGCCAGGGAGGCGCAGAACCGAGCCAUGCUCGCUGCCACGCGAGAGAGUCUCCCUCCAUCCGCCACCACCGCAGCCACCACCACCUCCUCCACCAGCCGACCUGCCUCCGCCCGCGCCCUAGACCGCGCCCUCUACGCCUCCCGCUCCCUCCUCUCCGGCGGAGGCGCCGGCCCCGGCGGCUCCGUAGCCGACGAGCGCCUCGCAUGGGUACGGCAACUUGUACGGCAAACGGAGGGCGGUCAGUCGUACGCGGUGGCGGCGGAAGAGCGCGAACGCGAACGAAUCGCAGCUGCUACCGAAGCCGCUGCCGCCGCCGCUGGCGGCAGCAGCAGCAGUACGGCGGCCGAAGCAGCCUCGGGACUUGCCGUACGGCGCGGCCCGCUGCCCUCCCUGCAGCGUCCCAGUCGUCGUGAGGACGUGUUACUGCUUCAGUCCUGGCUGGCGGAUACGCUGCAGCGGGUGCUGGGGGCGGCGGCGGCAAAGCAGGCAGCAGCUGGGGGGAGUGGAGCCACGGGUGAUGGCGCUCUGGGCAUGGCAGCCUUCGGCGGCUUUGGUGGCGGUGGAGGUGCAGGCGGCGGCAGCAGGAUCAGCGGGAAUGGGAUGUUGGGAACGGGAGCGGGGGCCGGGGCGGGGAGCAGCAGUGGCUUGGGACGGAGCAUCAGCGGAGGCUUGGGGCUGGGAGGUCUGGCAGCAGGUGGUGACGCCCCCCAGCAGCUGCAGCAGGCGGGUGCAGCAGCAACUAGCGGGGCGGGUGUUGUGGGCGAGGCGGGCGGUCAGUCGCAGCAUGCGGCCGACCUGGCGGAUGCUGCGCUGUACGUGCUGGGGGUGGCGAUGGAGGAGCUGCGGAGGCAGGUAGCGGCGGAGUGCAAGGAGCGCGGCGAGCUGCUGUCGCUGCUGUCCGAGCAGCAGGCGGACCUCCUGGCGCUGCGGGGGGCGCUGGCGGGGGAGGGGCGGGCGGCGGAGGUGGCGGGGCAGUGGGCGGCGCUGCUGGCGGAGAGGGAGCGGGCGCUGGGGACGGGCACGGGGACGGGGGCCACCGCACCCGCCUCAUCCGGCGCAGCAGCCCCGGCUGCCUCCUCACUACAAGAGGAACCGCAGUCGCAGCAGCAGCAGCAGCAAGAGGGUUCAGCAGCAGCGGCAGCAGCAGCGGGGGGUGUGCAUGCGGGCAGCAGCCAGCUGGCGAGUCAGCUGGUGCUGGCGCAGCAGGCGGCUGCUGCGGCGGAGCGGCGGUUCGGGCUGGCGGAUGCGGCGCUGGCGGGGGAGGUGGCGAGGAGGGCGGCGGCGGAGCAGCAGCUGGAGGUGUCCAGGGAGCUGCUGAGGAGGCAGGAGAACGAGUGGCUGCACCAUCGCUCUGCCAACCAGCGGCUGGAGGCGGAGGUGACCAGCCUGCGGGACCAGCUGGAGGCGGCGAGGAGGGCGGCGGCGGUGGCGGAGGCGGCGGUGGAGGCGGCACGGGAGCAGAACCGCAAUGGGCGGGAUGAUGUCUCCCAGCUGGAGGCGGCGCUGUUCCGCAUGCGUCAGCAGUACGAGGGCAACGAGAUCCUGGUGGUGGCGCAGCGGCAGCAGGUCCGCGAGCUGGAGGCGGCGCUGGCGGCGCUGAGGGAGCAGCACCGGGAGCAGGCGCUGGCGCUGGGGAAGGUCGGCCAAGUCACGGAGCAGUACGAGGAGGCGGCCGCCAACCUGCGCGCCGACCUCGCAGCCGAGCAAACCCGCUCCAACGAACUAGAAACGCAACUCAUCGCCCGCACCAGCCGUCUCAGCGAGGUGGAAACCAGCCUAGCAGCAAGCGACAAGGCACUGGCCGCCGUACGGGAAGUCCUGGCGAGUACGGAAGCCCUAGCCAACAAACAGGCUUCCGAAGCAGAUGCCGCGGCACGUCGCAUGAAGCACGAACUAGCGGACGCGGUGGCGGCUCGGCGGCAGGAGGAGACGCGGCGAGAGGAGCUGGAGAAGGAGAGUGUGGCGUUGGUGGAGCAGGUUAAGAUGCUGGGCCGGACGUUGGCGUUACAGGGGCUGGAGGGGGUGCCGGGGGUGCAUGACAAGUCGUGGGAUUCGGGGGGGCCGCUGGGGGCGGCACAGCGGGUGUUGGCGCUGACGUCGCAGCAGCUGGGCAAUCUGCAUGCGCACGGGGAGGAGCUGGCGAGGCAGGGACGCAACCUGCAGAACAAGCUGAAGGAGGAGAAGGAGACCAACACGAAGCUGCAGCGCGACCUGUACGAGGCUCGCACCAUCGAAGCCCGCAUGCUUCGUGAGAAGGAGAUCAGCGACAUGCGGGUUGCCACCCUGGAGCACGACCUGCGAGCGGCGCAGAGCGAUGUGCUCAAGAGCCGGGCCAGCGCGGUGGACAGCGAGGCGAGGAUCAAGGUGCAGCAUGAGACCAUUGUGGCGCUGCAGGCGCAGGCUCGCGAGCUGACCCCGCUCAAGAAGCGCGUGGAGGCGCUGACCACCGACCUGGAGCAGACGCGGCGCAUGGAGGAGGAGGCGCGGGCGACACUGGAGGCCACCCGGGUCAACCUGGAGCAGUCCGUGGAGCAGAGUCGCUUCUACCAGCGCGAGAUCCAGAAGCUGCUGGGCGAGCUGGAGGCCGCGCAGGCGGAGAUGCGCGGGCUGCGCGUGCAGGCGGCCAAGCUGGCGGAGCAGGAGGCGGCAAACAAGGAGCUGGAGGAGAGGAUCGAGGCGCUGCAGCACCAGCUGGACCUCACUGCGGAGAGCCACACCGAGACCCUCAAGCAGCUGGAGCUGGCGAAGUUCUUCCUGCAGGGACUGGACCACGGAGCCAGCCCCAACUCCCCCGCCCGCUCCUCCCUCUCCACCCCCUCCCGCGAACGCAUCGCGCAGCUCAUGUCCCCCGGCCACACCCAGCGCUCACCCCAUCGCGGCACCCGCACCCUCUCCCAGUCCGGACGCUUCGGCUCCCCCCAAGCCCGGAGCUUCCGAACCACCGGAAUCGCCUCCGGACACCUAGACGACGCCUCCUCACUCGUCAGCGGUAGCAUGCCGACGCUAGACGGGGUAGGGGAGGACGCCGCAGCGCGUCCUUUCUCAGCAAUUGGACGAGCGGGUGUGGCGCCGCCGGCUCGGGGGCGACCCAAUUGGGGCGGCGGACCCGGGGGUCGGUCAUUCGCGACUCGGCCGAGUAGCGCUGCGGCGCUAGGCAGCAGCAGCAGGGAGGGGCUGUCGCCGGUUGGGUCGCCGUCGCCGGUUGCGAGUCGUCCGGUGUCGGGUGUGAUUGGGAGCCCGGGGGUGGAGGAUGAGGACUCGAUGUACCGCACGGAGGUGCCGAAUGAGGUCAUGGAGAUAAUCGAGUCGCGCGGUCUGGCCAACCGGCUCACCAAGAGCAACGUCAAGUGGGCCAACGUCAAGAUCGGCAUCAUGGCCUGGUUCUCCAACAAGCUGAGGGCCAAGCUGCAGACCGUCACGGAGCAGCUGGCCGCGAAGGACCUGGAGAUAGCGCAGCUGCACUUCAACUACCUUACCGAGAUGCGGCUGCGCGAGGAGUUCCUGUGCCAGGACGUGCUGCCCACCCUCAUGCCGCCCGUGCAGGCGGCGCUGGAGGAGGCGGUGCGGGAGGUGAAGGAGGUUCGCUCCCAGCUGCCCGGCACUCGGAGGGACAUGGACGCGCUGGCGGGCAGCUGUGCGGUGAUGGCGUUCAGUCUCAAGGGGUUCAGGGAGAGGGAGGCCCAUGCGGUGUGUCGCGGCAUGCAGACGGAGAGCGAGGCGCCUGAGGAGUGGAGUCGCUACUUGGUGUCACUGCCGCCGCUGCCGCCGCGGUUGGUGCUGUCGCUGGGCAGUCUGGCGGACGCGAUCGUGCGGAUCUAUCUGCGGGCAGCGGGGACGGUGGAGUCCCUGCCCACCUGGGGUCCCCCCCGCCACGACACCAUCCACGACGCCAUCAUGGACCACUACACCUCCCAACGCGCCCCGGGCAGCUACAACGCCGACCUGCUGUCCGACCCGCACAGCCCCGUGGCGCGACUGCUGGGCUCGGCGCUGCAGCAGGCGCGGAACACCAAGGUCGCCAUCUUCCUCUACUUCCUGAACAUGUCGCCCGAGGGGGUGCACUGGCCCUCCCCCGCCUGGCACUUCUUCCUGCAGGUGCUCCACUGCCUGCGGGUGCUGCUGAGCGGCACCUGGAGGGUGGUGGCGAGGAGGUGGGCGGCGCCGGAGGGGGUGCAGAUCCCCAUGCCUGCCGUACUGGACCUAGUGGGCAACAUCUUCAACGUGCAGGUCCCAGCGGAGCUAGACGGGGCGGUGUCUGUGCGGCUGGCCGCCAUAGUGACCCCUGGGUCGGCGGGGCCCGCGGUGGACCUGGAUGCACUGCUGCUGAUGCUGGUGCGCGAGUACAACGCAGGCAACUGCCCCCGCGCCGCCCUGCUCUACCCGCGCCGCCUCACCGACGGACAGCUCUUCAACAUCUUCAACUCCGCGGGCCACAACGAGUACGUGGACACCCUCAAAACACAUGAGGCGGAGAAGUACAUAGGGCCCACCGCGCCCGCCAGCCCCACCGCCGGCCUCAAACGCAUGCCGCUGCCCCCGCAGCUGCAGCAGCUGCAGUUUAACGGAAUCGGCAGCCCAGUGGGUGGAGGAGGAGGAGGAGGAGGUGGGUUGCGGGUCGCACUGCAGCAGCAGCAGCAGCCCGGGAGUCGGCCGUUGAGUCCCGGGACGCUAGUGGAUGUACUUCACCCGUACGGGGACAUGGGGGGUGAGGGCGGCGGCGUGCCCUCCAUAUUCAGCAACCUACCUGACUUGAGCCCGCCUAGACAGCAGCAGCAGCAGCAGCAGUCGUCGGCCCAACAACAAGGGCUGCAAGGGCAAGGGCAGCAGCAGCAGCCCCCACAGCAGCUGCAGCAGCAGUCCCCUUCACCGCUCCUCCAGCAGCUGCAACCUCCAGGGGGUGGUGGCGGUGGUGGCGGUGGUGGUGGCGCGGCGGGUAGCGGUCCCGACGGCUCCCUUACAAUCAGUUUCGAGAUCAGUCACGAGACGCACAUGUCGGCUGUGACGGGGACGCCGCCGCCGGCGGUAGCUGCUGGAGGCGGGGGGAGGCUGACAGCGCUGCCGCCGCCGCCAGGGCGACCCAGGAAGUAGCGCGGCUGGUGGUUUUUGUGAUUUUGCUGUGUGCGUGUGUGGUCAAAGCAAGUGUGUUUUUAAAGCAACUGUGUGGUAACACGUCUGUGCUAGCAACUGUGUGUGUGUGUGUGUGUUUUUCUCGAGGCUGCGGACGCAUGCAUGUGAGCUUGUGCGUGGGCAGCAAUGUGGGGCGGGGAGCCCCUCUCGAGUCGUGACGCACCGUUCGUAACGCGGUAUGCGUGUGACACUUGUGCGUGUGGCGUGACGAGGAGAGCUGUACGGCAUGGGACCUGCCGCAGCAGAGAUGACGUUAUAUCCGCGUUCCGACGUUGUUUGAUGCGCGCGGUGUGACACCCGCUGGGGGGGGGUGUGGCGCCUUGCUGCUGUGUGUCUGCAUGUGGAUCAGGCGCACAUGGAGGUCUAGCUGCUGGGGGCGAUGUGUUAGGGUGGUGUGGUGGUGGGUGGUGUGAUGGGGGGGGGUGGAUGGAGGGGGUGGCGGUUGUGAUGUGUGCAGAUGACACCUUGCAAGACCCAUGGACGGUGAAUGUGUGUUCUAGGGCGUGUAUGGAAGUUGGGAUCUUCGCGUUGCAGGCUGAUAGGUGUGUAGGUGCGCAGCACGUGUGCGCAACGGGUUAGCAUUAGAGCUUGAAUGAAGGGCGAUGUGCGGCGAACUCAGUGGGCGACUCAGGCUAGGGGUUCCUGGACGUUAGGGGGGCCAGCAAGGUGUGGUUAGGGAGGUACCGGCAGCGCACAUGGGGCCGCAAACCGGACGAACGGACUAUUCGUUUGCACUCACACGGAUGUACAUGGACGACGGGGUGGCUAGCGGGGUGGCUCACAUCUGGUCACAUGCAGCCAAAGGCUGUGAAGCACCCCGGCUCUCUGUCUUGAUGCUUUCCAAACGGCUAUUGCCAUGCUUGGGGCUGCAAAUCCAACCUAUGCUGGGGGCCGCCCCUUUCGGGGAUAAACUUUAUCAUUACAGCUCUCUUUUGCAUACAUUUCAAGACCUGCCGGACACAUAGGGCAGCAUCUUGCAUGCAACCCGAG
Astrephomene gubernaculifera is the source of this 7010-nucleotide messenger RNA. Lineage: Eukaryota; Viridiplantae; Chlorophyta; Chlorophyceae; Chlamydomonadales; Astrephomenaceae. The record is from the annotation of a GenBank genome assembly.